GAGAGAGAGAGAGAGAGAGGGAGGGGAAGCGGGAGAGCAUUGCGAAUGGCCCUUCUUCAACUUCCAUGCCGAAUUGGACGGCAACCAGCUCCUCUGGAAACACUUGGAAUCACAAAGGGUCCCUCUAAUGGGAUCACUGGGUUUGUUGGUUCUUAUUAUUCUUCAUUCUCCCCCAAAAUGAGAACGAGGCACCCUUUUCCUUGUAAAAGCAUCACAGCUCUUUCAGUUUCAGUUUCAGUUGAUGGGGAGUGUGAUAAGCCCCUCCCUCAUAGACCUGUAUCAUCAGACUGGGAAAGCUUGUACAGGAGGAUUCAGCUGCUGGGUUCGCAGAGCAUCAUGUCUUCCUCUGUAUUGGAGGAGUGGAUCAGAGAAGGUAAACCCUUGGCCAAAUGGGAGCUCCGCAAUAUUACCAGGCAAUUGCGCCAAAACUCCAGAUUUAAGCAGGCUUUGGAGGUGUCUGACUGGUUAAUUCAACAUGGCACCAAAUAUCAGUUGCGCUCUGGCGACUAUGCUAUUCAUUUGGAUCUGAUAUCCAAAGUAAAUGGACCCCAUCAUGCUGAAAGGUACUUCUUACAACUUCCUAAGGGCAUGAAAAACAAGCUCACUUAUUCUGCGCUUUUAAAUGUAUACGUGAAAGAAAAUAUGAAGGAAAGAGCUGAGACCACUAUGAAAAAGAUGAGGAUGCUGGGGUUUUUAACAUCAGCACUACCAUAUAACCGGAUGAUGACUCUCUAUCUCAACACAAACAACCUGGAGAAAAUACCAAUAUUACUCAAGGAAAUGAGGGAUUCUAGCACUCUACCAGAUGCAAAUUCCUAUACCAUUUGGAUAACAAGAUGCGGGGCAGUGUCGGAUGUAGAAGAGAUGGACAAGGUGUACCUCGAAUUGAAGAAGGUAAGCCCCGAGAGGGCAAACUGGAUUGUGUAUAGCACCUUGGCAAACAUGUACAUCAAGGAGAACCUAAUUGAGAAGGCAGAAUUGUGCUUGAAGGAGGUGGAAAACCGGAUAGUUAACAACGAGCGUGCUCCUUACAAGUAUCUCCUCAGCCUGUAUGCAGGAAUGGGGAAGAAGGCAGAGAUGUAUAGGAUAUGGAAAUUGUACAAGACCUCCUUCAAGAAUAUGACAAAUUCGAGCUAUAUUUGCUUGAUUUCCUCAUUGGUGAAGCUUGGAGACAUUGAAGGUGCAGAGUCAUGUUUUGAGGAGUGGGAAUCAGCAGGGUUGAGUUAUGAUGUUCGGGUUACCAAUAUCCUUCUCGCUUGUUAUGCAAGAAAAGGCAUGGUUAAAAAGGCGGAACUGUUCUUUGUAAGAAUGAGGAGACAGGGAGGGAUGCCAAACCCGAACACAUGGGAGAUAUUGGCAGAGGGCUAUUUGCAAAAUGGGCAGUUGGGUAAUGCUUUGGCCGCCAUGGAGGAAGCGGUAUCAUCAGGUAAGGGCGUUGGCUGGAAGCCAAAGCUGGAGAAUGUGCAUGCUAUCUUUAAAGAUUUCGAGAUGCAAGGAGAUGUGGAAAAUGUAGAGAAAUGUAUGAGCAUAUUAAGGGGGAUGAAUUUAUAGUGAGAUGUGCUGAUCACCUGUGAAGAGUCGGUGACGCUAAGUCCACAUUAUGAGAUAGUAAUGGGUGGCUUUGUGAUAUUGAGCUUGCUGCCUCAAUAAAAGAACUCCUGUUCCAGUCUGCAGUUACUGAAUAAGAGAAAUGGCUAUUUGUAUUUUGGUCCUCGUUUAGUGACAAGAAAUUUGGGCAGUAUUUCUCUGAGAAAUUUGCAUUAAGGAGAGUGGUCAGAAGUGGAAAGGAUGCUCGACCUGACGAAAUUGACUGUAGUGAUCGAAAGAGGCCCGUCCUAUGACAAAUCACAUAACUUAUCAGUAAAGUUAACUUUGUCUAAAAAGAUACAGUAGUGUUGUGAAACUUGAUGUUGUGAAAAUGGGUUUAUUGUAUCUUUUGGAUACAAUGAGAGCCGGGUACCAGUUCAAAAGAUGGAGGUUCAAUAUCUUUUUAGUCAACCAAUAAUUUAUCUGCUGAAGCGGAGACGUGAAGUCUUCACUCUGGAUCUCAGGAGAAACUUCAGUUUUCAGGAGGUGGUUGCAAUCCCAUUGAACUUAGUGAAAGAGGUUUCAUGGUAGACUGAAAAGGAAUGGAGCAUCAUUUGGUCAUGGUACAGGUCAGUUUUUGUGCUCAAAUAGAGCAGCUCUUUUCGGACAUGGAGGUUCAAUGCAAUUUUAGUUGACCAAUAAUUUGUCUCUUGAAGUGGAGACAUGUGAAGUCUUCACUCUGGAUCUCGGGAGAAACUUCAGUUUUCAGGAGGUGGUUUCAAUCCCAUUGAACUUAGUGAAAGAGAUUUCAUGGUAGACUAAAAAGGAAAGGAGCAUUAUUUGGUAUGGUAUAGGUCAAUUUUCGCGCUCAAAUAGAGCAGCUCUUUUUGGACAUGUGAGAAUGUUCCAAGCACCCAAAAUUUCAUUCACAGUACAAUGCAAUCACAUGGGUCCUGCCCAGCCACUGUAUUUCUAUAUCUACACAAAUUGUUUACUUUGAGAGAGAAAGAGAGAGAGUGAGAGAGAGAGAGAGAGAUGGGCAAAUCAAGGGGGGAUCCUUACUGUUUGGUGGUUAAAGUCGCACUAAGACAAUCCUGACUUCUUUAGGUGCAUGUACGGUGUGGAAGAAUGAUAUAUGUAAGAGGCCUAACUUUGUAUGAGAAUGCACGUUUUUUCCUCUUGAAUCACCCUUUUAGGCAGUGGCUUUGAAUCUUGAGGACAAUGACACAUCGAUGCUCUCUUGUAAGGGCACUUUGUUUUCUUACACCUCUUUAAGCAAUUUCAUGGCUCCACUCAAGAAGUCGGGCCCAAAUGAAA
Messenger RNA from Amborella trichopoda, 2844 nucleotides. RefSeq names its product pentatricopeptide repeat-containing protein At1g02150. NCBI's taxonomy places the organism in Eukaryota, Viridiplantae, Streptophyta, Magnoliopsida, Amborellales, Amborellaceae. The record is from RefSeq and is a predicted model, not a curated record. Gene Ontology annotation, cellular component: mitochondrion. Gene Ontology annotation, molecular function: protein binding.